AAAAGUUCCCGCACACCGCCAACCAAACACGUCUGCGCCAACUGCACUCCACUCCACUGUUGUUCACUUUCCCCACCCAACACAUCGCCCACAGCUGCUAUCCCCAGCGACUGUCUGUUUGACGACCACCCACACACUCAUACACUCAUCCACACCCGCACGCCACUCAAGAAGCAAAGAUGUUUGAGGCACGCAUGGCACAGGCCGCCCUUCUCAAGAAGGUGCUUGAGGCCGUUAAGGACCUUGUUACAGACGCCAACUGGGACUGCACCUCGGCUGGCAUCUCUCUGCAGGCCAUGGACAGUUCGCACGUGUCGUUGGUGUCCCUGCUGAUGCGCAAGGACGGUUUCGACAUGUACCGGUGCGAUCGCCCCAUUUCCCUCGGCAUCAACAUUGCCAGCAUGACCAAGAUUAUGAAGUGCGCCAACAACAACGACGCAGUCACGUUGAGGGCCGAGGACGAAGGCGACACGGUCGUGUUCACGUUUGAGAGCGCAGACCAGGAGAAGGUGUCGGAGUUUGAGAUGAAGCUCAUGGACAUUGACAGCGAGCACCUUGGCAUUCCGGAACGCGAGCACACAGCGACCGUGAAGAUGCCUGCAUCAGAAUUCCACGGUAUUUGCCGUGAUCUCAGCACUAUCGGCGAGACAGUGCAAGUCUCUGUGACCAAGGAGGGCGUCCAGUUCACUGCAUCUGGCGACACGGGCAAGGGAACCAUCACCCUGCGCAACAACAGCAGCGUCGACGAGGAGAGCCAGCAGGUUGUCAUCACGAUGCAAGAGGAGCUGUCCUUGAGCUUUGCACUGCGUUACCUCAACUUCUUCACAAAGGCCACCGCCCUUGCCGACAGCGUCACCCUCUCCAUGACCGCCGACCUUCCCCUCGUUGUUGAGUAUCGCAUCGAGGACACGGGCUACAUCAGGUACUUCCUCGCGCCCAAGAUUGAUGAUGACGACGAUGAGGACAACAACUAAGCCCUCGUCAUCUCGCUCAAUGCUUCUAAACGUCUCCCUCUCUGUUUCCUACCCGUGCUCUGUGCGCCAAGGCGGCCGAUGGCUGUUGCGCUCCUUUUUGUCACAUGCAACUCCUCCUCACCUCACCUUUGACGGCAACAAAGACUCCUUCUUCCCUUCUUAUCAUCUCCUCUCCGUCAAGACCUCUUGCUUGCUUGUUCUGCCUUUUUCUUCUUCGUCUUCUCCCGUCAUUUUCCGCGUUGUGUCGUCGUUAGUGAAGUGACAUGCCACGGCAUGAAAGUAAUUGCGCA
This is a messenger RNA of Salpingoeca rosetta, 1264 nucleotides long. Its product is annotated as proliferating cell nuclear antigen. Gene Ontology annotation, cellular component: PCNA complex. Bases 180 to 974 code for a protein of 264 amino acids. NCBI's taxonomy places the organism in Eukaryota, Choanoflagellata, Craspedida, Salpingoecidae. Gene Ontology annotation, molecular function: DNA binding; DNA polymerase processivity factor activity. The record is from RefSeq and is a predicted model, not a curated record. Gene Ontology annotation, biological process: regulation of DNA replication; mismatch repair; translesion synthesis. The transcript is spliced from 5 exons.